Prunus dulcis (almond) is the source of this 3098-nucleotide messenger RNA. RefSeq lists its product as uncharacterized. The transcript is spliced from 10 exons. The record is from RefSeq and is a predicted model, not a curated record. The coding region runs from base 44 to 2890 and encodes 948 amino acids. Gene Ontology annotation, molecular function: protein binding. Lineage: Eukaryota; Viridiplantae; Streptophyta; Magnoliopsida; Rosales; Rosaceae.
CUCUCUAACUCUCUCUUACCUUUUUAAGGUUCUCAGGGCCACCAUGUCCAUAUUUCAUUUGAUAUUCUUCAUCUGGAUCCUUUUGAUAGUGAAGUGUCUUGUAGCUCUUGGCUCUGCUUCAUGGUGCCAACACCAGUUUCUUGCCCAAACCAAUAGACAAUUUGAGCAGAAGACAGAUAGGUUUUGGGAGUUCAAAGAGCAAACCAACAGCUGGGUUGAAGUUCAAUUGCCCUAUGAUCUGGUGUCUUGUCUUAAUGAUAACUGUACUGUAGUUGGUUCAAUUGAGGGAACAAAUAACAAAGAAAAGCACAUAGAAAACCAAUCUGAUGAUGUUUCAGGAAAGAGGGAGAGGGUAAAAAAGAAUGAUGGUUAUGGAGGAUUGGAGAAGGAGAAUAAUUCUGAUGUGGUUUUGCCUCUGAGAAAGAGAAUUUCUUUGACCAAAAUGUCCGAUAUGUCCAUCUGGGUCACUGGUGAAAGUGGGUCAAUCUAUGAGAGGUUUUGGAAUGGGGUCCAGUGGGUGAUGGCACCCCAUGAUUUGCCAAUAUCAGGAGCUCAUGCAGUCUCUGUUUUUAUUGUCAAUCAUACAAUUCUUGCUCUCUCUGAAUCAGGAAAUCUAUAUCAGAUGAAAAUCAGUGAGAGCUCACAGCCUAUUUGGGUAGACUUUACACCUAUACUCAGUCAAAGCGCAGAUGAAGAAGGAGAACAAAGUUCUGUGAUCUUAAUUAAGUCUGGUCUUGUUUCAUAUGAUGGAGAGAGAGUCUAUUUCUGCACGAAAAAAGGGACUCUGUUAGAACUUAGAGAAAUUGAGCCUCCAAGAUGGGUAGAUCAUGGACAACCUCCUGGUGCAAAUGCUGCAGCAAUAGCUGAUGCUGCUGGUAUUAGAACAGAUGUAAUUUAUACCAUAAGUUCUGCAGGUGAUCUUUAUGAAUAUGAUAGGAGCUCAAAACCGUCAUGGAAGAAGCAUAUAUGGAGAGAAGGAACAGCUUAUGAUGCUUCUCUAAUACCAUUGACAGGGAGUACUUUACAUGGUGCGAGUGGAGAUCAUUCUAUUUCCCUGUUUCUUCUAACAAAGGGUGGUGAACUGGUAGAGAGACGACUGUACCAAAGGAAAUGGAAAUGGGUAGUUUAUGGAAGUCCAAAGGAUCAGCGCCUGACAUCUAUCACACCAGUGCUGCUGCAAGAUGACACAAACGGAAGAUUGUUCUCGUUGUUUUUCACCACAUCCACUGGAUCAGUUUUCGAAUAUCAAAUACCAAGACAAUCAGGUAUUGCUCAAGAGAACCAAAUUCCAGAAGCAUGGGUAAGCCAUAUACAUCCCCUACAUGCAAAUGUUGCCAGAGGUAUUAGUGGACUACAAAUUCAAGUUGGUAGGAUUCUGUUUCCACUGGAUGAUGGAAGACUGGCAGAACUUCAUCUAUCAGGCUUAGGUGGUGAAAACUCUGGUCCAUCUCAUCAAGUAAACUUCCGAAAGAAAGCGGCAGUCAAAUAUUUGUGGUCAAUAUUAGAUGCCCCAGAAUCAGAAGGCUGGAAUGCAGAAUACUGCACAGAACAGCGUGGACCCACAAAUUGCAUCACAGGCGUAAAAGAUGAGCCAAAUGAUUUAGGAAUUGCAAGAACAAUGACAAGAAGGCGAAAAGGAAGCCAGACACAGCAGCAUUACCUAACUCCAGGCACAUCAGGUAGUGGCCCAACAAAACCUUUGGAAGAAUACAGUUUUCCAGACAACUGGCUUAACACAAAUUUCCAUUUGAGAGCGAUGCAUGGAGGCAGAUCAUUUUUCCUCAUAACAGAUGGUGGUUUUACUUUUGAAUAUCUUUAUACUGAAAAUGUAUGGAUGUGGCUGAGGCAUGAGCACUCAACAGCUAUUAAAGGUGCACUAGGAAACUACAAUGGAAGCUUGUAUGUCGUUGACGCAAAUGGCAGUGUGCUUCUAAGGGAAAGGAACAGCAAUGAUCUAGCAUGGAUAAAUUGCACUGCCUUGAGGAAAGGAAGGCAAGUUGUUGGAGGUCCUCCAUGGGAUGGAAUUCCUGGCAGAACUACGAGAGUGACAGCAGAAGACGCCCUCUUCUUUGUGAGCAGAAAUGGCAGAUUACUACAGUUCACGGUUGCCCUGAGGAAGUUCAAAUGGAAAGAUUGCCGAAACCCUCCAAAUAACAAGAUUGCCUCUAUAGUAGAUCAGGAACUGCUCAGGGAAAACAUAGUGUUUGUUGUUGGAAGGAAUGGUCGGCUAUAUCAGUAUAAUAAAGUGACUGAACUGUGGCAUGAGCACUACCAAUCUCAGCAUUUGAUUCUAUCAAGACUGCCUGGAACUGCUAUGAGGCCAUCAUUGCUUUCACUAACAGGUUCACUUUUCAUGCUUUCAGUAGAUGGAGGACUAGUAGAAUACCAUUGGAACACAUUCGAUGGAUGGAAUUGGGUAGAACAUGGAAGUCCACAUAAAGUUGUGACAUUGGUUGGUUCACCCGGUCCAUCCUUUGAAGGAAAUCAACUGUUUCUUAUUGGCUCCAAUGGAAAUGUUUAUCUGAGGUAUAUGGAUGAAAUGACAUGGAGGUGGAAGAACUGCGGUUUCCCUUUUUCGAGAAAUGCGAAUGUUGAAGAUCGAAGAGGUGAGGAAGGAAAUGACAAGGCACAAUUCUGUACCGACGUAGACUUUGCAGCUAGUUCAAAGAAGGAUUAUGAAAGAGUUAAUGACCUAAACAGUGACUGUAAUCAAGAGGUGGCACCAAUACGACCAAUUCCCUUGGCUGAAGAUUCAAUAAUCUUUGAGCUGAAAGAUGGCAGAUUGGCAGAAAUGCGACGAAUAGAAGGCACGCAUUGGAUGUGGUCGCGUAUAAUAGGCACACCUACAAGCUUAUGCACAGCAAGUUACUGGACUGCCUUGGCAUCAUGAAACAGCAGCACAGCACAGCUCUCUAUGUACAAAUCACACAUCAUGUACAGACUACUCUUCUACAAUAUUGCCCUUUUAACGUAGACACAUCACAAGCUACUGUAAAGAAAAUUCACACAUUACCAACAGAACAGUUGUACAAAGCUAUAACUCGAUAGUAAGUUGAAAUAAAACAUUAUAUUCAAUAAAUGAAGGCAUUUUCAUUGUA